CCAUCUUGCUCCAGAGGAGACGUAGGAGGAGCAGGAGGAGCGGGAGGAGAAAGGAGGAGGAGGAGGAGGUCUGAGGCGGAUCUACCUGCCAGGUGUCGCGGGGGAGAGGCCGCCGCUCCGAGGGGGGAAGGCGGAGGAAAAGUCGCCUUACCUGUAGCUCAACUUCUGGAAACUCGCUCACUCUGUUACCUGCUCCGACCUGAAAGUCCAGUUUCUCCAGGAAGGAUCGAAAUAUGUCACAGGAGUCAGACAAUAAGCGUCUGGUGGUGGUGGUCCCCAACGAGAGCUCCUUCCCUGCAGUGCGUCGGACCUACACCAGCGAGGACGAGGCAUGGCGGACGUACCUGGAGAACCCGCUGACCGCCGCCACCAAGGCCAUGAUGAGCAUCAACGGAGACGAGGACAGCGCCAACGCCCUGGGCCUGCUCUACGACUACUACAAGGUGCCGAAGGAAAAGAGGCUCCUGCCAGUUUCCAGAGUUGUUGAAAUUACAGAGGAACAGGAGAAGAGGUCGACGCUGCCGAGCAGCCAAAGCGAGAUGGAGACCUUGGACAAUCGCGUUCAGGUCCUCAAGUCCGUGCCCGUCAACCUGUCGCUGAACACGGAGCACCAGGAGAACAAACGGGAGCACUUCAGCAGCUCGACGGGCGGCGGUGGGGCCGUGACGUCGGGGGCCGUGGUGAAGGCCGAGGUGUACACGUCCGUCUUCACGACGGCGCCGGGGCUUCACUACCGGGUGGAGGCAGAGGAGCCGGCGAGGGUGAUAUACGAACAGAGUCCGUACGAGGUGACCACUGUCAGCCACAGCUCGUACGUGAAGGAGGACCAGCAGAGUCCGCCCGACAGCCCGUAUGAGGACGAGAGGGACGGGAAGUACCACACACCUUCCUCCAUGGCUCCAGACGACUUCAUGUUCCAUCAGGAGAGAGUUGACAGCUUCCGGUACACGCUGGACGCCACUCGCUCGCUGCGUCAGAAGCAGGGCGAGGGGCCGAUGACCUACCUGAACAAAGGCCAGUUCUACGCCGUGACGCUCAACGAGCUCAGCGCCAACAACCGCCUCCGUCAACCAAUCAGCAAAGUGCGGAGUGUGGUCAUGGUCGUGUUCAGUGAGGACAAGAACCGGGACGAGCAGCUCAAGUACUGGAAGUACUGGCACUCCCGGCAGCACACGGCCAAGCAGAGGGUCCUCGACAUCGCCGAUUACAAGGAGAGCUUCAACACCAUCGGGAACAUCGAAGAAAUCGCCUACAACGCCAUCUCCUUCACCUGGGACGUGAAUGAAGAGGCCAAGAUCUUCAUCACAGUCAACUGUCUGAGUACGGACUUCUCCUCUCAGAAAGGCGUGAAGGGUCUUCCCCUGAUGAUCCAGAUCGACACGUACAGCUACAACAACCGCAGCAACAAGCCGCUGCACCGGGCCUUCUCCCAGAUCAAGGUCUUCUGUGACAAGGGAGCCGAGAGGAAAAUAAGGGACGAGGAGAGAAAACUUUUCCGUAAGAAGUCCAAAGGGAAGGACGGAGGUGUGGGUGUGAUAUCUGCCCCCAAGAAGUCCGACGCCACGUAUUUCAAGACCAUGACCGACCUGGAGUCUCAGCCCGUCCUCUUCAUCCCUGACGUCCACUUCGGCAACCUGCAGAGGGCCGGACAGGUGUUUACCUUCAACACGGAGGAAAUUGAGAGAGACGGGGGCGUGCUGGUGAAGAGGAUGUUCAGGCCGUCAGACGAAGACCUGUGUUCGUCGCCUCUCAAGCAGAUCAAAGAGGAGACGCACAAGAGAGUGCUGUUGUACGUGAGGAAGGAGGCCGACGAGGUGUUCGACGCUCUGAUGCUGAAGUCUCCCACGCUCAGAGGCCUGACGGACGCCAUAUCCGAGAAGUACAGCGUGCCCACGGACAGAGCGACCAAAGUGUACAAGAAGAGUAAAAAAGGGAUCCUCGUGAACAUGGACGACAACAUCAUCGAGCAUUACUCCAACGAAGACACCUUCAUCCUGAACAUCGAGAGCCACACGGACGCCUACAAGGUCACGCUGACGGAGAUCUGACGGCUCGUCGGCGCCCCCCGAAGGGCGACACGCACAGAGACUGCUGGAUGGACCGGCUGAUAAGCUGACUGACACAUGGAGACAGCCUGUUUGUGGAGCUCCGAGGCCCAUCUGCCCCCCCCACUAAACCCUCCCACACUGUUACACAAUGAAGCAAGUCGCAUUUUCUACGGACAAUCCAUAAAUGCAUAAAAAAGGACAUUUCACAUGAACUGGUUAUACUCGCCUCCUCGUUAUUCUCCUCUUCUGUGCUUUAAGGUGAAAUAAUCGAGUACAGAUCACUGUCCUCGACCUUUUCUCUGAAAUAUUUUUAUUGUAUAAUAUAAUUUGUUUGUCUAUUCUCAUUCUGUACAGUGUGUUAACGUUGUGUUUUUGCCAAACACCCCAUCAGGAGCAGCCGCAUAAGAAUGCCUGAAAUGUAGCCACAUCUUGAAAUAGUUGGUCCUCAGUAAUUUAGCAGCUUCUUUUGCAUGCCGGCCUUUUUUUUGCUUUCACUCGAUGUUUUAUUAUUUAUUAAUGAUUUUAAUGGACAUUUUUUGCAUUUCCUUAACAAUUCAUUUCCAAGAAUUUCAAGUACUUUUCAUUUCAGUGACUUUUUUCCGAGUCACCCUCUUUUAAAAAAAAAAAAGAAGAGUCCUCAUUGUGUUUUUUAAAGUUUCUCUGUAUUUCUCAGCCAUGUUGUAAUAUUUACAUGUUAGCAAAUAGCCAAAGUUUUUAUUUUGUAGAGCUUUAAACGACAUUGUAAUGAGUCAAAAACAAAUUCUGAGGGGUGACAAAUGGCACCUGCUUAUGUCUCAUGUGCUCGGCCUGUGAUAAAAAAUGAAUAAAGAUAUAAUAGGUGUUAUUUGUUGGGUAAAACAAGAUUGUGAGUACUGUCAUAAAAGUUAGCAACAAACUGUGAAACUGGUAGAAAGUAGUUAAUCAUAUUAUAGAUGGAUAGAAAUGUAGCAGCUGUUCUGUUGGUUAUCAAAAUGAAUUUACAAGCUCCUAACUUUUUUUCAUUAAAAUUCCACAUUUCUG
Molecule: messenger RNA, 3068 nt
Organism: Platichthys flesus (European flounder)
Lineage: Eukaryota; Metazoa; Chordata; Actinopteri; Pleuronectiformes; Pleuronectidae
Gene: grhl2b
Product: grainyhead-like transcription factor 2b
Exons: 16
Coding region: 234-2048 (604 amino acids)
Biological process (GO): neural tube development; regulation of transcription by RNA polymerase II; brain development
Cellular component (GO): nucleus
Molecular function (GO): DNA-binding transcription activator activity, RNA polymerase II-specific; RNA polymerase II cis-regulatory region sequence-specific DNA binding
Source: RefSeq, a predicted model, not a curated record